Formica exsecta is the source of this 2118-nucleotide messenger RNA. RefSeq names its product WASH complex subunit 1-like. NCBI's taxonomy places the organism in Eukaryota, Metazoa, Arthropoda, Insecta, Hymenoptera, Formicidae. Gene Ontology annotation, biological process: endocytic recycling; Arp2/3 complex-mediated actin nucleation; exocytosis. The record is from RefSeq and is a predicted model, not a curated record. Gene Ontology annotation, molecular function: actin binding; gamma-tubulin binding; alpha-tubulin binding. The coding region runs from base 165 to 1667 and encodes 500 amino acids. Gene Ontology annotation, cellular component: recycling endosome; WASH complex; early endosome. The transcript is spliced from 4 exons.
CUCGUUUCAAUAUUGAAUUAAAUACUCUUUUCAAAAAUAUUAUCUGAGUGACUAUCAUGUAAUUUAAAUAUAUAUAUAUAUAUAUGUAUCGAUUUUUAUAAUCGUGAGAACAUGUGUAUUAUAGCACUGUGAAGCAAUUAUUUUCACUAUUUUCCGGGACCAAGAUGCCAGAACGAAUCGAAAUCGGUGUUAUCCCGAAUAAUUUGAGACAUGAAGAAACUAUAGUUCAAAUAGCAGAAUCUCUGGACAACUUGAGUGAUGCUGUCUCAUAUAUAUUUGAUUGUAUAGACAAGAGGCUUUCAAAAAAUACGCAAAGAUUAACUAGCAUUAAAGAAAGAGCAAGGAAAUUGGAAGACAGAUUGCACUAUUUGCAGACUAAUUUAAAUUUGAAGGCAGUAAAAAUGUACUCUGCUGCUAAGUAUCCAGCUAAUCAUACUUAUAAGGAGUAUCAAAUGACUGUACCUCCGCAGCGCAAACAUGCGCCUAUUAUACCAAACGCUUAUAAAUGUUCUGUGCCUAUAAAAGAUAUUCCCGAAGCGUAUUUAUCUUCUAAUUGUAAGACAGAGGACGGUCACUAUACUGCGAAUGUCAAUCUCCAAGAGAAGCUCCAAUUUUAUCACGUACGAUCAAAGGCUAGCAAAAAAGAUAACCCUGAAAAUAAUGAGGAGCCAUUGCCACCACAAUUAUCUUCAGUUAGCGCCCUCCUACUAUUUGAUAGCAUGGAUAGUCCCUACGAAAAAACAUCCACGAGAUCAUCGCGUCAAUCUACUGACAAGCAGCAAAUUGAAGAUGCGCCAGAUUCGAUUGUACAACCGUGGCUGUCGUCGGAUAUGGACGCGUCUUCCAGUUAUUUAUAUACUCCAACUCUUGGAGAGGUUCCUCAGAUAAAUGUACCACUAACACUCCCGGAUUUACCGGGUAUUGUGGAUGAUGAGAAAUUCGUGCUCGAUUUUAAUUCUCAAAGCCCUAUCGCGCCGUCAUCUGCAGUCACGACGCCUACCGUUCGCUUGGAUCUGCCGACACCGAUCAGCGACGAAAAAGACUCUGGGCCGAAGAUGGAUGAUAAUGUUCCACACUUGCCCGUUCUGCCUGUAUCUACUAUCGUGACAACCGCGCUGCAGGAACCUGCGCCACCACCUCCUCCACCUCCUACGUUUACCAUAAAAGCAAACAAUGCUGCGAGCAAUGAAAAAACUAGUUUCCAGCAAAUUAUGGCACCACCGCCGCCACCACCGCCACCGCCACCACCGCCGCCACCGCCAGCUAAAGAUUCGACUGUUUCUGCAUCAAACAGCAAUGCGGAGAAACAAAAGAAGACAAUGAGCUGUCCGUCUGCGAAAGCUACAACGGAUGAUCGUUCCAAUUUGAUGGCGGCGAUUCGAGACGCUGGCGGAAUAGGUAGAGCGAAAUUGAGGCCUACUGCACCGGAUGCGAAGAAGCACGAUCGAUGGUCCUCGGCAUCAGUCGGGGGAGAUCUGAUGGCGGAUUUGCACACGAAAUUAGCUCUGAGACGCAAAGGUAUCGCCGGCUCCACAAUGGGCGCUCUAGAAAGAAUGUCCAGUCUGAUACCACCGCCUCCAAAACCGAAUGAAGCGUCCGCGUCGGACAGAAAUUCCGCCACCAGCGAAUAUGACUCUCAACCUGACACAGAUGAUUGGGAAGAGUGAUUAUUACUGUUGCGGUGAUUAAUCGAACGUCAUUCUAUUGAACAUUUAUUGUAACAUAUGGAACAAUUAUGUAGACAAAUGGCUUAAACUGUCAGUAUUCGCGUAUAAAGACUCAGGGGAAAUUCGAUAAUAGACUGAAACAUGCGGAUGAUAGCCACAAUACAGAUCUAGGUAUAGUACUUUCUUUUUUUCAAAGAUAUGAAAAUUACUUGUUUUAAAAUUUUAUUCGAUGUGUGGCUGCUGAUUAUAUCUUUCUCUAUAAUUAAUUUAAACACAAGUUUAUGUUGAAAAAAUCGUUGUGAUAAUAUUAUAAUUCACAUAGUACAGGCAGAAAGACAUUGUAUUAUAAUUAUAUAUACAAAUGAGCAAAUUACAUAUUUUAUAUAGGGAUAAAAGAUUUCUUAUGAGAAUAUAAGUGUAUAUAACAGAAUAGAAAACUUUAUUUUAUACA